AAGCCACAUUUAUUAUGAGCAUAUUUUCAACAUAAUUUAACAGUUACAAUUAUUUUCAAGUUAUAUUCAAUAGUGCAUGGGAAGCGAAAUAAAAAAAUUGCUUUAUAGUUUAAGAUUACACAGUAAAGAAGCCCCAAAAACUAUUUAGGUUGAAGGAAUAUAAAUAGAUUUUUUUUUUUCUUCAGUAGCCGAAGACCUAUUCCAAAUGUAACAGUUUAAAACAGUCUGAAAAAUGUUGCAUUCAAGAUGGAAUUGAAAAAGUGAGAGUUCAAAUUUCUCCUUUUCAAAAGUUCCUUGAGUGUGAACGCCUUUCUCUUUUUUCUGGCUGCCUGUUUGCCUUCCUCCUCACCCGGGUCCGCCUCUUAUGCAAACAAGGCAGGCCGUGAUUGGUUGUGCUUUCUGAGGUCCCCCCCGGCCUCCGCUGAGGUCUUUUCAGUCUGGAGCUUUUCAGUGUGUGAGCGUCUUGCUGGUGGAUAAACACCUUCCGUUCCUUCUUUCUCUGCCACCGUCUGUCCGUCUUUUCACGCCUCCGUUUUGGGCGCUCCUUGCAUGUCGUUUCCGGUGGGUUGAUCGGCAUUCUUCUUGCUAGUGGCGGGUGAGUUGAACAAAGGCUCUUGUUGUCAUGCGCACACAUGGAUGCUCACGCAUGGACCAAAGCUCCUGAAGCCAUUAGAUUGAUCUGGAUUCAAUGACGUUGGCGUUCUUUUUAUUUUUUUGUGGAGGUGGAUUUCUUGCGGAUGCUUGACUAGAACGGGUGUCAAACUUUGUUACCGAUGGAGCUCCAGAGCGCCAGUGCUCCGUUCUCGGCUCCCCUGUCCCCCAUGCAGGACUACAAGAGGCCCCUUUCCCCUUCCGUGGUCCCCGGCCGGAUCCCCGCGCGGAUGUCCAGCCCGGGGCCCGGAGGGGACGAGGAUGGGGGCGGCUUCUCGGGCCAGGCGGUGUUCAACUACAACCAGCUGGAGGGACGCUUCAAACAGCUGCAAGACGAGCGUGAGGCGGUGCAGAAGAAGACGUUCACCAAAUGGGUGAACUCUCACCUCUCUCGAGUGUCCUGUCGCAUCACCGACCUCUACGUGGACCUCCGCGAUGGCCGCAUGCUCAUCAAGCUGCUGGAGGUCCUCAGCGGCGAGAGACUGCCCAAGCCCACCAAAGGCCGCAUGAGGAUCCACUGCCUGGAGAACGUGGACAAGGCCCUGCAGUUCCUCAAGGAGCAGCGCGUCCACCUGGAGAAUAUGGGCUCGCACGACAUUGUGGACGGCAACCACCGCCUAACGCUGGGCCUCAUCUGGACCAUCAUCUUGCGAUUCCAGAUCCAAGACAUCAGCGUGGAGACAGAGGACAACAAAGAGAAGAAGUCGGCCAAAGAUGCUCUGCUGCUCUGGUGCCAGAUGAAGACGGCCGGGUACCCAAACGUCAACAUCCACAACUUCUCCACCAGCUGGAGGGAUGGGAUGGCCUUCAAUGCCAUCAUCCACAAACACAGACCGGACCUGAUCGACUUUGACAAGCUGAAGAAGUCCAACGCGCACCACAACCUGCAGAACGCCUUUAACCUGGCCGAGCAGCACCUGGGCCUCACCAAGCUGCUGGACCCCGAAGACAUUAGUGUGGACCACCCCGACGAGAAGUCCAUCAUCACUUACGUGGUCACGUACUACCACUACUUCUCCAAGAUGAAGGCACUCAAGGUGGAGGGCAAGCGCAUCGGCAAGGUUCUGGACAACGCCAUUGAGACAGAGAGGAUGGUAGACAAGUACGAGUGUUUGGCGUCGGAGCUCCUGGAGUGGAUAGAGCAGACCAUCAUCAUCCUCAACAACAGGAAGUUUGCCAACUCGCUGGUGGGUGUCCAGCAGCAGCUGCAGGCCUUCAACACCUACAGGACAGUGGAGAAGCCUCCAAAGUUCACGGAGAAGGGCAACCUAGAGGUUCUUCUGUUCACCAUCCAGAGCAAGAUGAGGGCCAACAACCAGAAGGUGUACACGCCUCGUGAGGGAAAACUCAUCUCGGACAUCAACAAGGCGUGGGAACGUCUGGAGAAGGCGGAGCACGAGCGCGAGUUGGCGCUGAGGACGGAGCUGAUUCGCCAGGAGAAACUGGAGCAGCUGGCGCGCCGCUUUGACCGCAAGGCGGCCAUGCGGGAGACGUGGCUGAGCGAAAACCAGCGGCUGGUCUCGCAGGACAACUUUGGCUUCGAUCUCCAGGCAGUGGAAGCGGCCACCAAAAAGCACGAGGCCAUCGAGACAGACAUCGCCGCCUACGAGGAGCGCGUUCAGGCGGUGGUGUCGGUGGCCCGGGAGCUGGAGACAGAGCGCUACCACGACAUCAAGCGCAUUGCGGCCAGGAAGGACAACGUGAUCCGCCUGUGGGAGUACCUGCUGGAGCUCCUGAAGGCGCGCCGGCUGAGGCUGGAGCAAACGCUGGGCAUGCAGAGGGUCUUCCAGGAGAUGCUCCAUAUCAUGGACUGGAUGGACGAGAUGAAGAUGCUGCUGCUGUCUCAGGAUUACGGCAAACACCUCCUGGGUGUGGAGGACCUGCUGCAGAAGCACGCCUUGGUGGAGGCCGACAUUGGGAUCCAGGCCGACCGCGUCCGCAAUGUCAACGCCAACGCGCAGAAGUUUGCCGGCGACUCCGACGGGUACAAACCUUGCGACCCUCAGGUCAUCAGGGAGCGCGUGGCCCACAUGGAAUUCUGCUACCAGGAACUCAGCCAGCUUGCGGCUGAGCGGCGAGCGCGCCUGGAAGAGUCGCGCCGCCUCUGGAAGUUCUUCUGGGAAAUGGCCGAAGAGGAGGGCUGGAUUCGCGAGAAGGAACAGAUCCUCCCCUCGGAGGACUGCGGCAAGGACCUGACAGGUGCCCUGCGGCUGCUGAGUCAGCACAAGGCCUUGGAGGACGAGAUGAGCGGACGUGCCACCCACUUGCAGCAGACCAUCAAGCAAGGGGAGCAGCUGGUGGCCGAUAAGCACUUCGGCGCCGACAAGAUUCAAGAACGCAUCCAGGACAUCCGGGACCAGUGGGCGGCGCUGGAGCAGCUCUCGGCCGUCCGCAAGUCUCGACUGCAGGAGGCCUGCAACCAGCACCAGUUCCAAGCGGACGCCGACGACGUGGACACGUGGAUGCUGGACGCACUGCGCAUUGUGUCUAGCGUGGAUGUGGGCCACGAUGAGUUCUCCACGCAGGCGCUGGUGAAGAAGCACAAGGACGUGGCCGAGGAGAUCGCCAGCUACCGGCCUGUCAUCGACGCCCUGCACGAGCAGUCGCGUGCGCUGCCGCCCGAGAAGGCGGACUCUGGGGAGGUGCAGAGCCGUCUGGCGGGCAUCGAGGAGCGUUACAAGGAGGUGGUGGAGCUGGCACGCCUCCGCAAGCAGGCGCUGCAGGACGCGCUGGCCCUCUACAAGAUGCUGAGCGAGGCCAGCGCCUGUGAGCUGUGGGUCGACGAGAAGGAGCAGUGGCUCAACGGCACCGACAUCCCAGACAAGCUGGAGGACCUGGAAGUGGUCCAGCACCGGUUUGAGAGUUUGGACCCCGAGAUGAACAAUCAGGCCUCGCGGGUUGCUGUUGUCAACCAGGUUGCCAGACAGCUGAUCCACAGCGAACAUCCUGGUGAGAAGGAAAUCAAGGCCCAGCAGGACAAACUCAACACCAGGUGGAGUCAGUUCCGGGAUUUGGUGGACCAGAAGAAGGAGAGUCUGAGCUCGGCACUGGGAGUGCAGAACUACCACCUGGAGUGCAACGAGACCAAAUCCUGGAUCAAAGAGAAGACCAAGGUGAUCGAGUCCACCCAGGAGCUGGGCAACGACCUGGCGGGCGUCAUGGCGCUGCAGAGGAAGCUGACGGGCAUGGAGCGAGACCUGGCCGCCAUUGAGGACAAGCUGGGCGACCUGGGCAAGGAAGCAGAACGCUUGUCCUCAGAACACCCGGAACAAUCUCAGGCCAUCAAAGGCCGCUUGGACGAGAUCACCGGCGUGUGGGAGGAGAUGAAGGGCACCAUGAAGAACCGUGAGGAGUCGCUGGGCGAGGCCAGCAAGCUGCAGCAGUUCCUGCGCGAGCUGGACGACUUCCAGUCAUGGCUGUCGCGCACGCAGACGACUAUCGCAUCCGAGGACAUGCCCAACACGCUGGCCGAGGCCGAGAAGCUGUUGGGCCAACACGAGGCCAUCAAGAACGAGAUCCGCAACUACGAGGAGGACUACCAGAAGAUGCGCGACAUGGGCGAGAUGGUGACGCGGGGCCAGACGGAUGCGCAAUACAUGUUCCUGCGCCAGCGGCUGCAGGCGCUGGACACGGGCUGGAACGAGCUGCACAAGAUGUGGGAGAACCGACGCAACCUCCUCUCCCAGUCGCACUCCUACCAGCUCUUCCUCAGGGACACCAAGCAGGCUGAGGCCUUCCUCAACAACCAGGAGUACGUGCUGGCCCACACGGAGAUGCCCACCACGCUGGAGGGCGCUGAGGCGGCCAUCAAGAAGCAGGAGGACUUCAUGACCACCAUGGACGCCAACGAGGAGAAGCUCAGCAGUGUGGUGGACACGGGACGACGGCUGGUUGCUGACGGCAACAUCAAUACCGAGCGCAUCCAGGACAAGGUGGACUCCAUCCACCAAAGGCACAAGAAGAACCGAGCGGCGGCCAGCGAUCUCCUCAUGAGGCUGAAGGACAACCGGGACCUGCAGAAGUUCCUGCAGGACUGUCAGGAGCUGAGCCUGUGGAUCAACGAGAAGAUGCUGACGGCUCAAGACAUGACAUACGAUGAGGCACGCAACCUGCACAGCAAGUGGCUCAAGCACCAAGCCUUCAUGGCCGAGCUGCAGUCCAACAAGGAAUGGCUGGACAAGAUCCAGAAGGACGGCGAGGCAUUGAUGGCGGAGAAGCCCGAGACUGAAGCCAUGGUGCACGAGAAGCUGGCCGGGCUGAAGAAGAUGUGGGAGGAGCUGGAGUCCAGCACGCAGAUCAAAGCCGAGUGCCUGUUUGAUGCCAACAAGGCUGAGUUGUUUGCGCAGAGCUGCGCCGACCUCGACGAAUGGCUGGCCGGCUUGGACGCGCAGCUGCAGUCGGACGACUACGGCAAAGACCUCACCUCCGUCAACAUCAUGCUCAAGAAGCAGCAGAUGCUGGAGAGCCAGGUGGAGGUGCGCCAGAAGGAGGUGGACGAGCUGCAGAGCCAGUCGCAGGCGCUGAGUCGCGAGGGCAAAGGCUCGGAGGAGGUGGACAGCCAGCGCAGGAGCGUAGAGAGCAAGUUGGGCACACUCCGGGCACCGCUCCAGAGCCGGCGCGACAACCUGAUGGCCUCCCGCGAGAUCCACCAGUUUAACCGCGACGUGGAGGACGAGAUCCUUUGGGUGGAGGAGAGGAUGGCUCUGGCCACGUCCACAGACCACGGCCACAACCUCCAGACGGUGCAGCUCCUGAUCAAGAAGAACCAGACCCUGCAGAAGGAGAUCCGGGGCCACCAACCGCGCUACGAUGACAUCUUUGAGCGCAGCCAGCACAUCUUGCGGCAGGAGAGGCCCACAACCGAGCUUCUCCGCCGGCGUCUGGCCGAGCUGCGCUCGCUGUGGGAGCAGAUUCGCCAGGAGACGGAGAAGCGCCACGCUCGCCUCAGCGAGGCCCACGAGGCGCAGCAGUACUAUUUUGACGCUGCUGAGGCCGAAGCCUGGAUGAGCGAGCAGGAACUCUACAUGAUGUCCGAGGAGAAGGCCAAGGACGAGCAGAGUUCGGUGGCCAUGUUGAAGAAGCAUCAGAUCCUGGAGCAGGCGGUGGAGGAUUACGCCGACACCGUCCACCAGCUGUCAGCAACCAGCCGAGGCUUGGUGGCCGCCGAACACCCUGACAGCGAGCGCAUUGGCAUGCGCCAGUCGCAGGUGGACAAGCUAUACGCCGGCCUCAAAGACCUGUCGGAGGAGCGCCGAGGCAAGCUGGACGAGCGCUUCCGCCUCUUCCAGCUUAACCGCGAAGUAGACGACUUGGAGCAGUGGAUCGCCGAGAGGGAGGUGGUGGCCGGCUCACACGAGCUGGGCCAGGACUACGAACACGUCACCAUGCUGCAGGAGCGCUUCCGCGAGUUUGCUCGGGACACGGGCAACAUCGGGCAGGAGCGCGUAGACGGUGUAAACCGUCUGGCAGAUGAGCUGAUCAACGCAGGGCAUGGCGAUGCGGCCACGGUGGCAGAGUGGAAGGACGGCCUAAACGAGGCCUGGGCUGACCUACUGGAGCUGAUUGACACGCGCACGCAGAUCCUGGCUGCCUCCUUCGAGCUGCACAAGUUCUACCACGACGCCAAGGAAAUCCUGGCCCGCGUGCUUGACAAGCACAAGAAGCUGCCCGAGGAGCUGGGCCGCGACCAGAACACAGUGGAGACACUGCAGAGGAUGCACACCACCUUCCAACACGACAUCCAGGCGCUCGGCACGCAGGUGCGUCAGCUUCAAGAAGAUGCCAUCCGUCUGCAGUCAGCGUACGCAGGCGACAAAGCAGACGACAUCCAGAAGCGAGAAGGAGAGGUCUUGGAGGCAUGGAAGAACCUUCUGGAAGCAGCCGAGGGCCGACGGGGCAAGCUGGCCGACACGGGCGACAAGUUCCGGUUCUUCAGCCUGGUGCGAGACCUCAUGCUGUGGAUGGACGACGUCAUCCGACUCAUCGAGGCGCAGGAGAAGCCGCGUGACGUGUCGUCGGUGGAGCUUCUGAUGAACAACCACCAGGGCAUCAAGGCCGAGAUCGACGCACGCAAUGACAGCUUCACCACCUGCAUCGAGCUGGGAAAAUCUCUGCUGGCCAGGAAGCAUUAUGCCUCGGAUGAGAUCAAAGAAAAGUUGCUGCAGUUGACGGACAAGCGGAAGGAGAUGAUUGACAAGUGGGAGGACCGCUGGGAGUGGCUGCGACUGGUGCUGGAGGUGCAUCAAUUCUCGCGGGAUGCGGGUGUGGCCGAGGCCUGGCUUCUGGGCCAGGAGUCCUACUUGUCCAGCCGCGAGAUGGGCCAGAGCGUGGACGACGUGGAGAAGCUCAUCAAGAGGCACGAGGCCUUUGAGAAGUCGGCUGCCACCUGGGAGGAACGCUUUGCUGCCUUGGAAAGGUUGACCACGAUGGAAUUAUUGGAAGUGAGAAGAAGGCAAGAGGAGGAAGAGAGGAAGAAGCAGCCGGCGGCGACCGAGGCGACACCCGCCGCGCAGCAAAGGGAGGGUGACGUGGCGAGUCAGAACGGGCCGAGUGGCGAGCCGGACUCCACCAGGGAGGAUGGCGAGGCGAUGAACGGUGUGUCAGAGCCCAGCCCCGCCGGGUCCCCUGGGGCCACCCACAAAGGCAAAGCCGGCCAGCAGGCGGCCACGCUGCCCGUCAAGAGCCAACAGGAGGCGCUCUCGGCCAACUCGCAGAUGGAGGGCUUCCUGCACCGCAAGCAUGAAUGGGAAGGCCACAACAAGAAAGCGUCCAGCAGGUCGUGGCACCACGUGUUCUGCGUGCUCAACCACCAGGAACUGGGCUUCUACAAGGACCAGAAGAGCGCCGCACAGGGCAUCCCCUACCACGGCGAGAUCCCCGUCGCACUCAAAGACGCCGCCUGCGAGGUGGCGCUUGGAUACAAGAAGAAGAAACACGUCUUCAAGCUCAAAGUCACUGAUGGCAACGAGUAUCUCUUCCAAGCCAAAGAUGAUGAGGAGAUGAACUCGUGGAUCUCCAGCAUCUCAGCGGCCAUUAUGGGCGAGAAGGGCGAAGUGACUCCAAGCAGCCACAGCACGCCGGCGCCCGCCGCCACCCGUGCCCACACCAUGCCGGCCUCGGCGGGUCGCACGGUCACCGUGCCCACCUCGGCUUCGGCCGAGGUGGCGGCGGCUGAGUCCAGCCCGGGCAAGCGCGACAAAGACAAAGAGAAACGCUUCAGUCUCUUCAGCAAGAAGAAAUAAAUACCAACAACUAAAUCCUCAUUCCCCCUUUCCUCUUCUUCCUCUUACUGUUCCCGUUGGUCCCUGUGGUGCCGAUCGGCUCGUUCCCGGCGGCCUGUGGGCUGUUACUGUGUCAACCCAACUGUCUCGAUUUUACGCCGCUCAUAGUCGUAAAAUGUCAACUAUGACGAAGACGUCAUGACGAUAACCACUUUAGUCUCGUGUAACCUUUCCACUUUUAGCCGCCUGGAUGCUCCCACGGAUUCCUCUUGUUCCUCUUCCUCCCUCCCUUUCCUCUCGCCCUUCCUCUUUGUCUUCUUCCGAUGCGAGCCACGCCCUCAUGGGUCCCCUUGGAGCCCAUGUUGUCCACUCUGUGCCUAACGACAAUCCUCCCCGGCUCAGAGCUGUACGUAGUCCUGCUUCAAACUAGUUUUUGGUUUGUUUGUUUGUUUGUUUGUUUGUUUGUUUGUUUGCUUAGUUUUGGUUUCAUACUGGUCCCGUCCAAGUUUAGUUCUGGUUGGACCCAGGUUUAAUCCUGGUGCAAACCCUAUUUUGGUUCAGUCUGGGUUGUACAGAACUAUGUUUUAAUCUGAUUUGGUCCAAGUCUAGUUAACCACAGAUUGGACCAUUGUUUGGGCCAAAUGGGAUCCAGAUUUGGUCAUUGGACUGGUCUUUAAUCCUAGGUUUGCUCCAUUUCUGGUUUAGUCCAAGUUUGCUCCUGGUUUAUCUGAGAUUUAAUCAUUGGUAGAUGAAAUUUAAUCCAGGUUUGGUCUAGUCCGGGUUUAAAAUUUGUACAGUGAAUUCAAUCCAGAUUUAGUCCUUGUUUCUACCAAUUUUGGGUCUGAUUGGGACCACUUGUGGCUUGAUGACAGCUUGUUGAAGGUUUUUGAGUGGUCCCGUUCUGUCGUGGUUUCAUGGUGAUCCUGUUGGGCCGCGACUAGUUUUGCUUGGUUUAUGAGACGUAUGUACAAGUUGUGUAUAAGAAAAACAACAAUCAACCUAUUCUCCAUGUUACAAAUGUGUGUACUCUACAGAAUUUAGUUCACGUUUAAACCUCAUUUGGUCCCAAUUUAACCCAGAUUCAAUUCAAUUCUGCUUUAAUCCCAGUUCGGUCUCCAAUCCUGGUUUUGUCCUUGUUGAAUCCAGAUCUGAUUCUGUCCAGAUAUAAUCCUGGUCCAGGUUUUAAUUUUACCUGCUGAAUAUGUACAAGUUGUGUAUAAGAAAUACUAAUCUGCCGUAGUCUCGCCUCUACUAAUCUGCUUGAUGGACUGAAACUUUGUCAGUGAAGGAAGAGUAAAACUGAAAAGGAUUUUGAUCUUCCUGACGUGUGCUGGCCUUUCAAAACUUUUGUCUUCUUCUCAUCACAUUUAGAAACACUAAAGUCGCUUGGCGCUUUUUGAUGGUUGCUUGCGUUUUUUUUGGUUCUCAUUUCCUUUUCUCUCUCUUCCAAUGAACUGCUGACCAGAACAAGUACCUAUUCUGCCUGGUAACAAAGCAGCCAAUGAGAGGCAGCCUGGCUUUUGGGUGCGCUCCUUCCCCACAUCUGACUGGCACUUUUUUCCUAUCCCUCCCAAUCUUUUCAGCGUGUAGUGUGUAUGCGCGCCGUGCCGUGGUCACCGUAAACGUAGUAACCA
Molecule: messenger RNA, 9505 nt
Organism: Syngnathus acus (greater pipefish)
Lineage: Eukaryota; Metazoa; Chordata; Actinopteri; Syngnathiformes; Syngnathidae
Gene: sptbn1
Product: spectrin, beta, non-erythrocytic 1
Exons: 43
Coding region: 774-7892 (2372 amino acids)
Biological process (GO): actin cytoskeleton organization; protein localization to plasma membrane
Cellular component (GO): cell projection; cell junction; plasma membrane
Molecular function (GO): structural constituent of cytoskeleton; actin filament binding; phospholipid binding
Source: RefSeq, a predicted model, not a curated record